Drosophila melanogaster (fruit fly) is the source of this 1089-nucleotide messenger RNA. RefSeq names its product lethal (2) 05714. The record is from RefSeq and is marked reviewed. Lineage: Eukaryota; Metazoa; Arthropoda; Insecta; Diptera; Drosophilidae.
AAUUUAGUUUUGUGAAAUUUAGAAAUGCUCGGCAAAAAAUUGAGUUUCGAAGUAGUUCAACUUAUUUAUUAUAAUCAAUAUAUGAAACAGUGCGCCAAGCCAUACUCCGGCAUAAGUACCAUUCACGAGUAGCAAGAAAUAAAUUUAUGCUGUCGGCAAUUAAAAUCGAAAAGCGGCUUACUUUCGCUAUCAGAAUGUAACAUACAAGCUUCAUCCGAAAGCGGGCACAAUGCUGAAGGGUUACAAGACGGAUGAGGACAAGAAGGUGAAGCGACUGUACCACCAACGCUAUCGCACAGAGUGGGAGAAAUAUCCGGAGCUCUCCAGCUGGCUGGCGUCUAGUAAUGACGGUUACUCGGCGCACUGCAAGAUCUGCGACAUCAAUGUCCUCGCCAGACUAGCGUCCAUCAAGCAGCACCUCGCAACGCGGAAACACCAGAAUAUGAUUAAGGGUGAACUUGUCAAAGAUGAGCAUGACCCAGACUUGGAGGCCUCCAUAAUUUCACCCAAAGCAAAGCCCAAAGCCAAAUCAAAGACCUAUCCAAGGCAAAAGCCAAGGAGCAAAAUGCAGCCAAAGAUCAAGAACGACACGAAGGUGGAGAGCAUGGAGGAGGAGACGGAGGAGGACGAAAUCGCCUCGAACGACUCAAUCCUGGAUGAUUUACUCAGAACAGAUCAGCCCUAUCAAGAGCAAGAAUUUGAGGUUGAGAACGAGUUCCUCGAAGUACAACAGAAUGAAACAGAUCUCCAGGACCAAGAGGUGGUCUACGAGGAAGAGAUGAUACAGCUCAAGCCGGAAGAUACGGAGAUUAAUAACGAAUACCAAGUCGACGCGAUGACGGAAGACACCAUUAUUAGUGAAUUUGACUUGUUUGGCAAGAGUUUGGCUCUGCAGCUGAACAACAUGGACCUGGAGGACGCACUAAUGUGCCAGGAGCGUCUGCAGGUGGUCCUAACGGAAUUUCGCCUGAAGGUGCUCAAGCGCAAGAGAGAGCAAGCACGAUCUUCGUAGGCUUACAAUUUAUAUCAAGCUGUCUUAUGUACAUAAUAUAAUUUCUUUAACAACUAAAUAAAUAACUAUUCUGCCUC